Molecule: messenger RNA, 1916 nt
Organism: Ceratosolen solmsi marchali
Lineage: Eukaryota; Metazoa; Arthropoda; Insecta; Hymenoptera; Agaonidae
Product: 5-phosphohydroxy-L-lysine phospho-lyase
Exons: 9
Coding region: 16-1635 (539 amino acids)
Cellular component (GO): mitochondrion
Molecular function (GO): transaminase activity; pyridoxal phosphate binding
Source: RefSeq, a predicted model, not a curated record
ACGGAGGCUUUAUAUAUGACGUCACCCCGGAGUAGGUCGCGACACACACACACAGCUGACGACGGGCCGAGCUCCACGGCGACUCCUCGGCACAGAUACCCGCCGGCUACUAACCACGAGGAUACACUUCCGAGUGCGCCACUCUCGCUCUCCUUCAGAAACUUUCAGAAGCAUCGCAGAAUGAUGGCCGAAUCAUUGGAGCAUAUGCCUAAACACGAAACACUGAAAUUGCGAGAGCGAUACAUCGGAGAGUCGUGCACGCUUUUCUACAAGUCGAAUCCACUGAAGAUCGUCAAGGCCAAAGGCCAAUACAUGUACGACGAGAGGGGCGAGGAGUUCCUCGACUGCAUCAACAACGUUGCUCAUGUGGGCCACUGUCACCAGGAGGUGGUGCGAGCUGGCCAGGAGCAGAUGGCCCUUCUCUCGACGAACAUGCGCUUCCUCCACGACAACAUCGUGAUAUGCGCCCGAAGGCUGACCUCCACCCUACCGGAGAAGCUGUCGGUUUGCUUCUUCGUGAAUUCCGGCAGCGAGGCCAACGACCUCGCGCUCCGCCUCGCCCACACCCACACCGGCAACAAGGACAUCAUCACCCUUGACCAUGCUUAUCAUGGGCAUUUGACUUCGAUGAUCGAUAUAUCACCCUACAAAUUCAAACUCAUGGAAAACGGCAAGAAAGAUCACGUGCACGUUGCUCCCUGUCCAGACGUUUAUCGUGGCAAGUAUCGCGACGACGUAUACCCGGGUGAAGAUCUUGGAAUUAAGUACGCCGAGGACGUUAAAAAUAUUUGCGAGGAUCUCGCGGCGAAAAGCCGAGGUGUCGCUGCUUUUAUAGCCGAGAGUCUCAUGUCCGUUGGCGGACAAAUUCUACCACCGGAUAAUUACUUCAGAAAUGUCUACAAGCACGUGCGCGCCGCCGGCGGCAUCUGUAUCGCCGACGAGGUCCAGGUCGGCUUCGGUCGCGUCGGCAGCCACAUGUGGGCCUUCCAGAUGUACGGCGAGGACGUCGUCCCGGACAUCGUCACCGUCGGCAAGCCCAUGGGCAACGGUCAUCCCGUCGCCGCGGUCAUCACGACGCAGGAGAUCGCGCGCAGCUUCCGCAACACUGGUAUCGAGUAUUUCAAUACGUACGGGGGCAAUCCAGUCUCCUGCGCCGUGGCCAAUGCCGUGAUGGAGGUAAUCGAGCGCGAGAACCUCCAGGAGCACGCGUUCAAGGUCGGCAAUCACUUGAUGUCCGAAUUGAAGAAGUUGGGGAAGCGUCGGUCCUUGAUUGGCGAUGUGCGUGGUGCCGGCCUCUUCGUCGGCAUUGAGCUCGUGCUCGACCGCAAGAGCCGUACACCGGCCGUAGCCGAGGCCAAGUACGUCGUCUACAGGAUGAAGGAGGAGAAGAUAAUCGUGAGCAGUGAGGGCCCCGACUACAAUAUACUGAAGCUCAAACCACCGAUGACGUUCAGCGUCGAUAACGCCAAUCAAUUCGUCGCCAAGCUCGACGAUAUUCUCCAGGAGGUCGAGAUCGCCGAGGAAGAGAUACCGAAGCCGACGACUGCGAUAUUGAAGGCUCUAAUAACACCUGUGCAAAUGGAUUUAGACCCAUUAUCAGCAAAUAUCAACACGGUUCUCGUAAAAUCAAGUUAAUGUUACGAAUAAGUUAUUAUUAAAUUUUAUUGUUUAAGGCGCAAUAACUUUUAAGUAUUACAUCAUAAAGAAAUUAGAUUUUAUGACUAUGUAGACUUAUAGACGCUUGAAGUCUUCAAACAUUUGUACAUAAAAUAUGUAAAUAUGUAUUUAGUUUAAUGUUUAUGUAAUGCUCUACUGUAUCAUUAUGCUAUAAGUCAAUUGUUACAUUUGCCUAACAAAGUUGUGUUAUAAGUUAUGAUUUCAAUUAACAUAUAAUUUAGAUAUUUUCAAUCUUCUUG